GGGCAGGGUCUUCUGGUCACAUGAGUCUUGUCCUGAUUGCAGGAUGAUACUGUGGUCUUGAAAACAUCUACAAUCAACUGAUAUGUAAUGGUAUGAGUCCUCCUGUUAGGGCACCACUAAACUAUUACACCGACAGUCACUGAAUCUUAGAUCUCAAUGUUUUUGCUUCCCUAUGAUGGAAGCGACAGAGCUCCUACGAGCCCUAGAAUAACUGGGAGAAGAAGGUGAACAACAUUUUAUGAUAAUUUUUAGCCUGUCCAUCCAGAAUUGAAAACUCGGAAUCACACUGGAGAGCGAGAGAAAAAAAAGACAAUUCCCCAUCGAAAUGCUCUAGACAAUGUCAACGUUCAUCUCCAAUCACAACGAUGUAUGCACAUCUUGUCAUGAACUACGUAUUUCAAUUUAGAAGGCUGAGUCCGUUUCCCUUCAGUGAAGGCGUAGUACACGUCGUACCAAAACCCGUCUUCUGCUACCCAACCGCCUCUCAGACUCUCUCGGGCGGUCAUCUCCUCCCAACUCAGAACUCCCGGAACCCAAAACCCUCCUCCUCCCCUUCCGGCUUCCGCGCACGGCCGCGCCGCGCCGCAGAAGAUGUCGCUCCCAAAGCCGCUCUCCGCGCGCCGUCUCGUACCGGCGCUCUACCCGCUCGCGCACGCGGACGCCGCCUCGGCCGCGGCCUCCCGCCGCGAGCGCCUCCGGGACGCGUUCGUCGCGACGCCCCCCGCCCCUAAGCCCUCCCCGAGCGCCGUGCGCCUCGCGGAGCCGCUCCCCACGCUGGCCCCGUCCCGCCUCGCGCUCCACAACCGGAUCCUCGCGCUCCUGUCGGGCCCCCAGGCUGACCUACCCGAGGCGGCGCUCCUCACCCGCCACGCGCUCCACUCCAACUGCCGCCCCUCCUCCUUCACCUGCACCGCCGUCCUGGCCGCGCUCCUCCGCGCGCGCCGCCUCGACGACUUCUUCGCGCUGCACCGGUUCGCGCUCCAGGCCGCCGUCCCACCCACCGCCGCCACGCACGCGCUCUACCUCUCCGCACUCGCCGCGCGCCGCCUCCCCGACGACGCGGUUCACCACCUCCGUCUCCUCGCGCGCCCCGGGUCACCCGUGCCGCCUUCCCCCACGGCCUACCGCGUCGUCAUCGAGUGCCUCGUAGCCGACCACGGCCGCCUCGCGGAUGCCGUCGAGCUCAAGGAUGAGAUGCUCAACUCUGGGUUCGUCGGCCCGGACCCUAAGGUCUACAGCCUCCUCAUGGCCGGUUUCGUGGAUGCUGGGGAUGGGUCCAAAGCUGUGGAGCUGUACCAAGAACAGAAAGACAAGCUUGGGGGCGAGCCGGUUCUUGAUGGCAUUGUGUACGGGAGCCUCAUGAAGGCGUACUUCCUUAUGGGAAUGGAGGAGAAGGCGAUGGAGUGUUACAAUGAGGUGCUCGGUGCAGAAUCGGAGGUGAGGUUUGGGGCCGAGAGCUACAAUGAGGUGGUUGAUGCGCUUGGGCAGAAUGGGAGGUUGGACGAUGCACUCAAGCUGUUCGACAGAAUGCUCGGAGAGCAUGACCCUCCACUGAGGAUUGCGGUUGACGUGAGAAGCUGCAGUGUGAUGGUCGAUGCUUAUUGUGCUGCUGGGAGGUUUGAGGAUGCGAUUGCGGUGUUUAGAAGGAUGGGGGAAUGGAAGCUGGUGCAGGAUGUAGCGGUGUAUAAUAAUCUGAUACGGCAUCUGGGGCUUAACCGGUUGAUAGGUGAGGUGGAGGUGCUCUACAAUGAGAUGUGCGAGUGUGGCGUUGGUGCGGACGAGGAGACAUGUAUACUGCUCAUGGAAGCAUGCUUCAAUGUUGGUCGCAUCGAUGAUGGUAUUUGUUACUUUGACAAAAUGGCUGAAUUGGAGUUGAAGCCAGAUGCAGCUGCAUAUCAUAAGAUUGUUGAUGGCCUGGUCGGUUUCAGUAUGCUUGACAAGGCAUAUGAGUACUUUGAUCAGAUGAAGGAUAAGGGAGUCAGCCCAAGCAUCUCAAGCUAUGAGACACUGCUGAAGGCCUAUGUUGGUGCUGGUCGGUUGGACGAUGCAGCCAAGGUUGCAAAAGGUAUUAUUUUGGACGAGAAGGUGGUGUUCAGCGAUGAAGUGAGGGAGCUCCUGGAAGGGGCACUGCGUGGAGAUGGCAGGGAAGAUGACAUUGCCAAGCUAUAUGAGGGCGUGGAGAGGGAAAAGGCAGAAGCAGCCGCUCGGGCCGAGGAAGAGAAGGCAAGGGCAGAGGCUCUUGCCAAGGAAGAGAGGGAGAGAAAGAGGGCAGAGGCUGCGGCUAAGGACGCUGCCGCAGCUAGAGCUAGUGCUGCUGCCAUUGAAGCUAUUCUGAGCCAUAAAAGGAAGAUGGAGAACGGAGGUGCUGUGCCUGCACCUGAUGCAAACACUCUGGAUGGUGGCUUUCUCAGUAAGCUAGGCAUUAGAUCAGCUGGAGAAGGCGCACUUCAAGGCACUCCACUAAUUGCAGAAACAAAAGAAGUAGAUGGGAACGGACAACUGUGAUGGCCACGAGAAAUCAUGUCCAGGAUUUGUUCGUGACACUUGGUUAUAAGUUAUAGCUUGUCAUUUUGUAUCAUUUUAACAGCAUUGAUCAGUAAUUUCUGAGAUGCCAAAGACUCAUCUUUUGGUAAAACUAGUACGAUGCUCGUAUGUUGUAACGGGUCUUAAAUCUAGCAUCAUUACACUA
Messenger RNA from Phragmites australis (common reed), 2689 nucleotides. RefSeq names its product pentatricopeptide repeat-containing protein At3g49240, mitochondrial-like. NCBI's taxonomy places the organism in Eukaryota, Viridiplantae, Streptophyta, Magnoliopsida, Poales, Poaceae. The transcript has a single exon. Gene Ontology annotation, molecular function: protein binding. Bases 592 to 2505 code for a protein of 637 amino acids. The record is from RefSeq and is a predicted model, not a curated record. Gene Ontology annotation, cellular component: chloroplast.